Molecule: messenger RNA, 1554 nt
Organism: Candidula unifasciata
Lineage: Eukaryota; Metazoa; Mollusca; Gastropoda; Stylommatophora; Geomitridae
Source: the annotation of a GenBank genome assembly
AUGAAGUCUGUCUUUCACUUUAAAAAUGGCACACCUCGGCAGUCGUCACUGUGUGAUGGAGCUCGGGGUGUUAUUACUAUAGACAAGAGCAUCUUCAACAACCCUGAACAUUCUCUAGAAGGCUUGGAACAAUUUUCACAUGCCUGGAUCAUAUUUGUCUUUCACAAAAAUAACAACACUUGCACGAAAGCUAAAGUGAAACCACCCCGUUUAAAUGGCCAGCGAGUUGGUGUGUUUUCCACAAGAUCGCCCUACAGACCUAGUAACAUUGGGUUGUCAUUAGUUAAGAUAGAAAAAGUGGAAGGGGCAUCUGUAUACGUUUCAGGAAUUGACAUUCUUGAUGGCUCCCCAGUGCUUGACAUUAAGCCUUAUAUACCUGAAUAUGAUAAACCCAAAGAAGAACUUGUACCAUCAGUAUAUGACAGUUAUUCAGACAUGACUGCUGAUGUUUCUAAUCCAGUUAUGAAUGUCAGAGACAGUUGUGUCCAUAGCAGUUUUCCAGAUCAGAAUAGCAGAGACAGCAGUGUGUGUAGCAGUUUGCCAUAUCCAAAUGUCAGAGACAGCAGUGUGUGUAGCAGUUUGCCAUAUCCAAAUGUCAGAGACAGCAGUGUGUGUAGCAGUUUGCCAUUUUCAAAUGUCAGAGAGAGCAGUGUGGGUAGCAGUUUGCCAGAUCCAAAUAUCAGAGACAGCAAAGGGUUUAGCAGUUUGUUAGAUACUAAUAUCAGAGACAGCCAAGGGUGUAGCAGUUUGCCAGAUCAAAAGAUCAGAGACAGCAGUGUGGGUAGCAGUUUGCCAGAUCAAAAUAUCAGAGACAACAGUGUGGGUAGCAGUUUGCCAGAUCAAAAGAUCAGAGACAGCAGUGUGGGUAGCAGUUUGCCAGAUCAAAAUAUCAGAGACAACAGUGUGGGUAGCAGUUUGCCUGAACAGAAAAGUAAAGUGAGCAUAAGUAGUGGUGAAACUGUCCAGACUAGAGGAGUUCUACCUUCAGAUUUGUAUAGAAAAGAUGAAAUGGCAGAAGCUAAUCAUGUUUGCGACAGUUUACAAGAAAGUACUUGUGCAUCAGAUGUUUUGCCAGAAGCAGUAACUUUAAGAGAAACAGGUAAUUUUUGUCAGGUUAACAAAAAUUUGAGCGAUUCUUGUGUUCCAAAGAAAGAAAUGAAGGAUGCAAAGAUAUCACUAGAUUCUAGAGAAUUUUGUGCUUUGAAAGCACGGACAACAGUUGCCUCGUGGCUGCUAAAGCCCCCUGUAGCCAAACUUGAUGUUAUAUUCACACCUCAAGCUCUGAAGCAGUUGCAGAAGUUUAGUAAACAAUCCACAGAUGUCAGAUACCAGUUCGAGAUGUUUUCAACCCCAGAAGAGGCAGAAAAGUCUAUUGCAGAUAUUUUACGCGAGGAACCCCGUUCAGUGUACCGGCGCCAGCAGUGCCAGGAUAGUCUCUACUACUUUGCUGUAGAUGUGUUGCAUGUGACCUGUUGGUUUGAUGAAAAUAUUGCUCAGGUUGUCAGGAUCAAACCUGUGGCAUCUGUUCCUAUGAUGCAGCCACAUACAAAGUAA